AGUCACAUCCGGCACCUGGAGAAACAGAGACAGCCAGGGAAAGCGAGACAGCGGCUGUUAACGGCAGACGGAAGACAAACCCUGAUGAUGCCGUUGUCAUAGAUUGAGAAAGACCUAAGAAUUCAGCAACCGAAAGAAAAAAUAUAUAUAUGUCGAGGCAUUUGUGAAGAGAGAGAGUACACAGUAGCUGUAUAUGGGGUAAAGAUGAGAAACAGGCUGCUAUAGAGGAGAUCGGUAGCCCGUGAGUAGGUGACACAGCAGUGAGCAAAGUCCCAGGCUGACACCCAGUGACACUCCUGGGAGUUUGAGUUUCUCGGGUCACGACCUUUUUUUUUUCUGGCAAACGGACACCCAGCUUAACCCGGGAUAUAUAACCUUGUAGAGGCAGCUAGCCCGGAAUAAAUAAUCUAGGGGAAUUUUGCCUGGAGACAGCCGGAGGAUCUGUAAUCCAGUAUAACCUGUAAUGGACACUGAUUUACCCCAUGAUUACACUGGGGCUAUUGGCUUCAACAAACUGACACUUGACCACUCACCCAGCAUUGGCUGUUUUAUUUAUUUUAUGCGUUUGAUGUAUUAUCCACCAGAAAUAUACACAAAUGCUCUCUAACAACAGAGUCUUUCAAACAUUACAGCUGUUUUCUUUUUCCUUUAAACUAAUUUAUGUUUGUGAUCCUAUGUCUAGGUUGUUGACCCCAAAUCUGUAUGAUCACAUAAACUGUUUUCUUUUUUUAACCCUAAACUCAGGUUAAUUAUUAUAUGUAAUUAUCUAUUAAAACUAGCCCCUAUUAUUUUUUUUUUAUUUAAUCUGACAUUUUAUCAAAUAUUCUAUACAUGUACAUGAUCCACUAAGAUUUUAUUUCCAUUUUCAAAUCUAAAACUAGAUUUGAUUCCUCUCCUUGACACUAAAAAUAUGGCCUAUUUUUAUGACAACCACAAUUUUGGAUUAAAAUCCUAUUAUUUUGGUUAAACUUUUGCAAACCAGACACUAUGGGACCAUACUAGCUAUCUUCUAAAAAAUAUUCCUUUUUAACUUUAACACUUUGAACAAGAGAUUUUUAAACAUUUCAUCACUUAUAACUUUUUCAUAUAGGUAAUUUUUAUUAUAAUUUUUUGGGGGGAGUUAAUGAAAUGAACGGGUUUUCCAUUAAGGAGUUGUGCUGCCUUUUCUGUUGCCCACCAUGUCCAGGCAGAAUUGCAGCCAAAUUGGCCUUUUUGCCUCCACAACCCACAUAUGCAAUUUUGCCAGAGCCAGAAGCUGUAUCUGGGGGAAGUACUGGGCGUGUUGGGACAGGUGUAAUGGGACGAUGGAAGCUACUUCUGACAGACCAUGCUGAUUUCCAGUAUACUCAACGUGAGUUGGACAGUAUAGAAGUUUUUAUGGCUAAAAGUAGUCGAGGGAACAGGAUUGCCUGCAUGUACGUCCGCUGUGUUCCUGGAGCCAGGUUUACUGUUCUCUUCUCUCAUGGAAAUGCUGUGGAUUUGGGACAGAUGAGCAGCUUUUACUUGAGUUUAGGGACCCGAAUUAACUGCAACAUUUUUUCAUAUGAUUACUCUGGAUAUGGAGCAAGCUCGGGGAGACCCUCUGAAAAAAACUUAUAUGCUGACAUUGAUGCUGCUUGGCAGGCCUUACGCACACGGUAUGGGAUCUGCCCAGAGAACAUAUUGCUGUAUGGGCAAAGUAUUGGCACAGUACCUACUGUAGACCUGGCAUCUCGUUAUGAAUGUGCUGCUGUGAUCCUACACUCACCUCUGACCUCUGGAAUGCGUGUUGCCUUCCCUGACACUAAAAAAACCUACUGCUUUGAUGCCUUCCCAAAUAUUGAAAAGGUGUCGAAGAUAACCUCUCCGGUGCUUAUCAUACAUGGAACAGAAGACGAAGUGAUUGAUUUCUCACACGGCCUAGCUCUGUUUGAACGCUGCCCCAAAACAGUGGAGCCUCUCUGGGUGGAAGGUGCUGGGCACAAUGACAUUGAACUGUAUAGCCAGUAUCUGGAACGUCUGCGACGAUUCAUCUCACAAGAGUUACCCUCCCAGCGCAGUAACUGAUGCAUUAAAUGAAUGAGCUUUACCCUUCUUCCCUAUAAAUCCCUUUUUACUGUGGAUCUCCUUGAGAGAAAGACUUUGUUUUUACAAUUCCCUCUCCCUUCAUAAAAAAAGAAAAUUCUAAUCAAAGAAAAUGUUCACCUCUGCAGUACAAACCAAAUGCGUUGUGUCCUAGUGCAGGCACAACUUGCCAUUCUAUUGGCUAAUCACCAAACGGUUUAUGGUAAUGGUGAGGCCCACCUUGGAUACAUUACUUCUGAUCUGACAUUAUAAUAAGCUAUGUUUAAUAAAAAAAAACCUCUCUCAUACUUUAUUUUUGUCUGUCUGGCCAAGAUGGGUUCAUUACUACCCCCCCCCCCCCGACCGCUCUCCCUGAAGUAGCCAUCUGCAUGAAGGUGUUAAACGAUUUCUACUGGGUAAGGAAAUGGGGCGAGGCUGUGCAUAUCUGAUACUACAAGGCACUUUGAAUUCAUUGUGGGAAUACUUUGUAAAGCAAUAGGGUCUUUGAAUGCUCUGCAUUAUCCAAUCAUUUACUCAAAAGAAAUAAGAAACAAAAAAGGAUUUUUAGUUGAUGAACUGGAAAAAUUAAUUCAAGAACUUUGGCCUAAUGAUGGUAUUACAACCAGUGAUGUCAUGAGGUUUUGACAGUGAACUCUUGACUUGAAUUUGCUUGGAAAUUGCUGUCUUUUUAAAUGUGUUUCCAAAUAAUGUUUAAACUGAUAAUGUCAGGAAAGGCACAUAUAGAUGUCCUUGAAAGUUUCCUGCUAAUCUGCAGUAACUGCAGAAUUUCUCUGGUAACAUUAUCAGACUUUCAGAUGUCUGACCGACCUAUGAACUGUGGUGGGCAACUUCCAAAUCACAGGAAGGUGUGUUUUUUUUUUUUUUUAAGUUUAAAAAUUGCAAGUUGUUUAAUGUUACAUAAAAUUUGUAUGUUGUACGCAAAGAAUAAAAACUGAUGAGCAAUA
Molecule: messenger RNA, 3008 nt
Organism: Bombina bombina (fire-bellied toad)
Lineage: Eukaryota; Metazoa; Chordata; Amphibia; Anura; Bombinatoridae
Gene: ABHD17A
Product: abhydrolase domain containing 17A, depalmitoylase
Exons: 4
Coding region: 1129-2046 (305 amino acids)
Biological process (GO): protein depalmitoylation
Cellular component (GO): plasma membrane; endosome membrane
Molecular function (GO): palmitoyl-(protein) hydrolase activity
Source: RefSeq, a predicted model, not a curated record